Molecule: messenger RNA, 978 nt
Organism: Myripristis murdjan (pinecone soldierfish)
Lineage: Eukaryota; Metazoa; Chordata; Actinopteri; Holocentriformes; Holocentridae
Exons: 2
Source: RefSeq, a predicted model, not a curated record
AUGGUGAAUGAUGAGGAGGAGCAGGGGGAGCAGAGCUUCUCCUCACUGUGUCCCACAUGGAACCAAACUGGGACACCGGGCUCAGUCCUGGGUCCUCUUUCCCUGUACAUUUCGCCACUUGGACAAAUUAUACGUAGCCUUGGUAUUAAUUUCCAUUGUUAUGCUGAUGAUACUCAGCUAUAUUUGCCCAUAAAGGCUGACGAUCCCACACAGAUCAAUAGAUUAGAGGUCUGUCUGGCUGCGGUAAAAAAUUGGAUGUCACUAAAUUUCCUACUAUUAAACUCAGAUAAAACUGAGAUGUUAGUAGUCGGCCCUCCCAGACAUAGACACUGUUUUGAACAGUUAACAGUUCUACUUGACAACUGUGUGAUUUCACAAAGUGUGGCAGCCAAAAAUCUCGGUGUUACUUUUGAUCCCUGCUUAUCCUUUGACAGGCACAUUAAGGAUAUUACCAAGACUGCCUAUUAUCACUUACGUAAUAUAGCACAAAUUCGGUCUUCCCUGUCCAUGGCUGACGCAGAGACCUUAAUUCAUGCAUUUGUUUCAGCCAGACUUGAUUACUGCAAUGUUCUGUUUUCAGGUCUCCCACAGGCCAGCACCAAAAGACUCCAGAUGGUUCAAAAUGCUGCAGCUAGGGUCUUAACUAGAACUAGAAAAUUUGAUCAUAUUACUCCAAUUCUUGCCUCCCUUCAUUGGCUUCCUGUGCAUAUUAGAUCUGACUUUAAGGUGCUUCUGUUAACCUACAAAAUCUUAAAUGGGUUUGCCCCAUCUUACCUUUCGGAUCUCCUUAAACCCUACAUUCCAUCACGGGCUCUCCGCUCUCAAAAUGCGGGGCUGCUUUGCUUACCUAGUGUUAAGAAGAAGUCAGCAGGUGGCCGGGCCUUUUCCUAUCGAGCCCCGCUGCUAUGGAAUAACCUCCCUGCUGACGUCAGGCAAUCUGAAUCUGUUGAUUCUUUCAAAUCUAGAUUAAAAACUCAU